AGCUGAGCUUUAUCAUCAGAGACAACAGAAAGAAUUUGUCUCUGUUUAUUAUCGUUUUAUCGUAUAUUUCCUGUCUGUCUUGCCAGUCCCUAGAUAAAUGAUACUGUGCCAGUCUUGCCAGUUGCCACUCCUUUUUGAGCGGUUGCUGUGUGUGUUCAUAUGUCGGUAAAGUUUUUGGGUUAGGCGUAAGCCGGCAACGCAAGUUUUUGCUUUUCUAGUCAAAUAUGCAUAAAGCAUGCCAUUAUUACAAUUACUACUAAAUUUAUUUCAACGCAGUAUCCGUCAGUAAAAAAAACUGUUUUAAGAUGUCAAUACAUAACCCUGAAAAACAUGGACCCAUCGUUGUUGAAAGUGCAAUACCAAAAAACCGGCAAGAGUUAUUGAAAUGGAAUGGAUGGGGUUAUAAUGAUUCAAUGUUUAUUUAUAAAGAUGGCUAUGUUUAUUUUUCAGGUAAAAGAUAUCCCAUAGGCGAACUUCGUUUGCCACAUGUAAAAGAAUGGGUGAUUGAUACCUUAAAUAUAGAUAUCACAAAACCACCUAAGACACUGGCUGUUCUGGAAGAGAGCAAAUAUCCAAAACCAAACAUUACACCAGAAAACUUAAAAAACAUAAUUGAUUUAAACAUUUCUUAUUCAACAAAAGUUAUGGACAGAGUCUUAAGAGCACAUGGACAAACCUUACAUGACAUGUUUACUUUAAGAAAUUCAGUUUUUGAAAGAAUACCCGAUAUAGUGUUAUGGCCAAAAUGUCACAACGAUGUUGUCAAAAUAGUAAAUCUAGCGAAUGAGCAUAAUAUAGUUAUUAUUCCUUUUGGUGGUGGAACAGCCGUCUCUGGUGCAGUCGAAUGUCCUAAUAAUGAGCAACGGUCCAUUAUAUCACUGGAUACAUCACAAAUGAAUAGAAUAUUGUGGUUGGAUAAAGCAAAUUUAAUAGUAUGUUGUGAAAGUGGUAUUAUAGGACAGGAUUUAGAAAGGGAACUUGGAAAAUUGGGUUUUACAUCUGGACAUGAACCGGAUAGCUAUGAAUUUUCUAGCCUUGGUGGUUGGGUAGCUACUAGAGCAUCAGGUAUGAAGAAAAAUGUUUAUGGUAAUAUAGAAGAUUUAGUGGUUCAUGUUAAGAUGGUAACAGCUAAUGGUGUGUUGGAAAAAAAUUGUCUAGUUCCUCGUCUAAGUUGUGGUCCAGAUUUCAAUCAUAUUGUAAUGGGUUCAGAAGGUUCUCUGGGUGUUAUUACUGAAGUCGUAAUAAAGAUUCGACCAUUGCCAGAGUGCAGAAAAUAUGGUUCUAUCGUUUUUCCAAAUUUUGAACUGGGAGUAAAAUGCAUGCGGGAAAUUGCUAAGAACAGGUGUCAACCUGCCUCUGUAAGACUUAUGGAUAAUGAUCAGUUCAAGUUUGGAUUAAUUCUCAAGCCAGAGGAGAGUUAUUCUAGCCUUAUUGUAGAUGGUAUUAAAAAGUUUUACAUCACAAAAAUUAAAGGAUUUGAUCCUGAUCAAAUGUGUGUUAUGACCUUACUUUUUGAGGGUGGUGAAAAAGAGGUGAAAAUAAAUGAAAGACAAAUUUACAGUAUUGCAUCACAAUUUAAAGGAGUACCAGCAGGAGAGAAAAAUGGUGAGCGGGGGUAUACCCUUACCUUUGUUAUUGCGUAUAUUAGGGAUCUUGCACUACAAUAUGAUGUAGUUGCCGAAUCAUUUGAAACUUCUGUGCCUUGGGACAGAGCAGUAACUCUUGUGAAAAAUGUUAAACAGACUAUAACUGAGGAAUGUAAAAGGAUUGGAGUGUCACACUUUAUGAUAAAUUCUAGAGUGACACAAACUUAUGAUGCGGGAUGUGUUAUAUACUUCUAUCUUGGCUUUAAUCAUUCAAAUAUUGGCGAUCCUGUAACUCUACAUCAUCAAAUUGAAACAAAAGCAAGGGAUGAAAUAAUAGCUUGUGGUGGAAGUAUAUCACAUCAUCAUGGUGUAGGCAAAUUAAGAAGGAAAUGGUAUCCCAGCACUGUAUCUAAUGUAGGUGUAAACCUAUAUCUUGCCACAAAACAAGAACUGGAUCCGAAGAAUAUAUUUGCCACUAAUAAUUUAGUUCCGUCAAAGUUAUAAAAAA
Messenger RNA from Anoplophora glabripennis (Asian longhorned beetle), 2094 nucleotides. Its product is annotated as alkyldihydroxyacetonephosphate synthase. The transcript is spliced from 5 exons. Gene Ontology annotation, biological process: lipid biosynthetic process. Gene Ontology annotation, molecular function: FAD binding; alkylglycerone-phosphate synthase activity. Bases 306 to 2090 code for a protein of 594 amino acids. Lineage: Eukaryota; Metazoa; Arthropoda; Insecta; Coleoptera; Cerambycidae. The record is from RefSeq and is a predicted model, not a curated record.